Messenger RNA from Menidia menidia (Atlantic silverside), 1191 nucleotides. NCBI's taxonomy places the organism in Eukaryota, Metazoa, Chordata, Actinopteri, Atheriniformes, Atherinopsidae. The record is from the annotation of a GenBank genome assembly.
UAGGAUGAACAUCAGUUGGCCCUACCACCUAUAUAAGUUUAAGGACUUCCAUUUCCUUUGAGUGUUUUUCUUGGUUGGCCGCAGAUCUCAGUUAUCAACCAUGAUCCUCCUGACUGCGCUGCUCUGUGGGCUUCUCUGCUUGGCCCACAGUUCCAACUUAAAGGGUUUCAUUGGGAAAAGGGAUAAAACGUCUGGCAACACCAUAGAGGACGAUGACUUCAGUAUCUCCACACUGCUGGAAAAGGCCAACGCCAACGUUGGAAAGAACUUGGAUGAACCUCUGGUGAUGUUUGGAGACAUUGCUAUGCCAACCGGUUUUGGGAAUGCCGAUCCAUGCACGGCACGAGGCUGCCUGUGGCCCAAAAGCACCGACGGCAACGUCUACGUACCUUUCCGGAUCUCCAACCAGUUCUCCACAAGGGAAAGAAACACCAUUGUCGAGGGUUUGAAUUCGUUCGCGCAGUCCACCUGCAUCCGCUUCACGCCCCAGCAAAGGCAGAGGGACUUUGUGGACAUCCAGUCUCGCUCUGGGUGCUACUCGUUUGUGGGACGCCGCGGCGGCGGCCAGGUCGUGUCGUUGAGCCGCAACGGGUGUGUCUUCAGGCAGGUCAUCCAGCACGAGCUGCUCCACGCUCUGGGCUUCAACCACGAACAGACCCGCUCCGACCGGGACAAUCACGUCCGCAUCCUUCUCCAGAACGUCAUUCCUGGACAGGAGCAUAACUUCAGGAAAAUAAACACGAGAAACCUUGGCACUCCCUAUGACUACGGCUCUGUGAUGCAUUAUUCAAGGUUUGCCUUUUCCAGAAACAGACAGCCAACCAUCUCCCACCGACAUCCUGCGCGUCAAUCGCCUUUACCAAUGCAAUGCAAAUGUACCAGAAAAAAAGGAGAACGAAGUGCCAGAGGACAAAUUCUAUGCAUAUUAAAGGAAAUCAGCUAAACAGCAGAAAAUUGUAGAGAGUAAUGCAGCCCUUCAUCUAUUUUCAACCCCAGGAUACGUAUUUUGUGUUCUCUGCUCCAAUCAAAUUCUGAAGUUUUUUUAUUUUAUUCGCUUAGGUGCUGACUGAAUAAGUCAUGAAUAUGAUAGACAGCUGAAUUGUCUGCUUAAAAGAAAAUACAUGGCUAAUUAAAGAACUGCUUGCAAGCUUGAUGCAGUACAGAAAUGAAUAAAAGUACUUCUAUUCAACA